ACCGGUUUUGCGAAACGAAGAUGGUGGGAACGAAUGGUACCGAAUUAAGCGAGCAUGAAGCCGAGCUGUACGAUCGGCAGAUUCGUCUGUGGGGUUUGGAUUCGCAAAAGCGGCUUCGUGGGGCGCGCAUUCUGAUCGCCGGUCUGAACGGGUUGGCAGCAGAAAUCGUGAAAAACAUCGUACUGACCGGUGUUAAGUCGGUCACACUGCUCGAUGAUGCGCUGGUCACCCCGACGGAAUUUUGCUCGCAAUUCUUGGCCCCGCCAACCUCGGUCGGCAGUAAUCGUGCCGAGGCAUCGCUCGCCCGUGCCCAGAACCUCAAUCCGAUGGUAGAACUGAAGGCCGAUCCCGCCUCGCUGGCAUCGAAACCGGACGAGUUCUUCCGCAACUUUGACGUGGUCUGCGUGAUCGGUGCCCCGACCGCGGAACAGCUGCGCGUGAACCGUGCUUGCCGUGAGGCGAAUGUGAAAUUCUUUACCGCCGACCUCUGGGGAAUGUUCGGGUUCAGUUUUGCCGACUUGCAGGAGCACGAGUUCGCCGAGGACAUCAGUAAGCACAAGGUGAUCUCGAAGCCGGGAGAGCGAACGAAAUCCGAAAUCGUCACCACGACGGUGAAGCGCACGCUGCACUUCCCACCAUACCAAGCGCUGCUGGAUUUCGAUUACCGCGACGCCACGUUCCUGGGGAAGUUGAAGCGUACCGGUCCGGCCCUCCCGCUGCUGCGCGUUCUGCAAACGUUCCGCGACGAGGAGAAACGGGAUCCGGAUUAUCGGCGACGUAGCGAGGAUUACACGAAGUUGCAGCAGCUGCGCGACACUCUGGCACCGGAACUCGUUCCCGACGAUGCGUUCGUUCACGUGUUUGCGCAGAUUUCUCCGGCGGCCGCCAUCGUCGGAGGGGCCGUAGCGCACGAGAUCAUCAAAGUGGUAUCGCAGAAGGAAGCACCACAUCGCAAUGUGUUCCUGUUCGAUCCCGAACGGUGCUGCGGUUUCGUGGAACUGGUUGGGGCCACCGAGUGA
Anopheles cruzii is the source of this 1019-nucleotide messenger RNA. RefSeq names its product SUMO-activating enzyme subunit 1 (gene Aos1). Gene Ontology annotation, biological process: protein sumoylation. Gene Ontology annotation, cellular component: SUMO activating enzyme complex; cytoplasm. Gene Ontology annotation, molecular function: SUMO activating enzyme activity. The coding region runs from base 21 to 1019 and encodes 332 amino acids. The transcript has 2 exons. The record is from RefSeq and is a predicted model, not a curated record. NCBI's taxonomy places the organism in Eukaryota, Metazoa, Arthropoda, Insecta, Diptera, Culicidae.